AUGACAGUAGUAGUGGAGAUGUCAGAAGCGCAAAAACUUGUAAGUGGUGAUGUAAAUGGAGUUGUUGCAAGAGACACAAAUGGUGGUAGUGCAAGCGGUGGCGUAGCUGGUGGUGUACCUGGAAUUGUUGGUGGAGGUGUAAAAGGUGGCAUCGAAGAAGGCCCAGGUGGUGGUGCAAGUGGAGGCGUAGCUGGUGCUGUGUUUGGAGUUGUUGGUGGAGGUGCAAAUGGUGGCAUUGGAGGAGGCCCAAGCAGUGGUGCAAGCGGAGGUGUAUCUGGUGCUGUGCCUGGAGUUGUUGGCGGAGGUGCAAAUGGUGGCAUCAGAAGAGGCCCAAGCGAUGGUGCAAGCGGAGGCGUAGCAGGUGUUGUGCCUGGAGUUGGUGGAGGCGUAAACGGUGGCAUCGAAGGAGGCCUAAGUGGUGGUGCAAGUGGAGGAGCCCUAAGCAGUGGUGUAAGGGGAGGAGUAGUUGGUGCUGUGCCAAGAGUUGUUGGUGGAGGCAUAAACGGUGGUGUUGGAGGAGGCCUAGGCAGUUGUGCAAGUGGAGGCGUAGCUGGUGAUGUGCUUGGAGUUGUUUGGGGAGGUGCAAACGGCGACAUCGGAAGGGGCCCAAGAGGUGGUGCAAGCGGAGGAGUAGUUGGUGCUGUUCCUAGAGUUGUUGGUGGAGGAGCAAAUAGUGGCAUUAGAAGAGGCCUAGGCGGUGGUGCAAGCGGAGGCGUAGCAAGUGCUGUGCUUGGAGUUGUUGGUGGAGGCACAAACGGUGGCAUCGGAGGAGGCCCAACUGGUGGUGCAAGAGGAGGAGUAGUUGGUGCUGUGCUAGAGUUGUUGGUGGAGGUGCAAAUAGGAGCUUUAGGUGGUGGUGCAAGCAGAGACGUAGCUGGUGCUGUGUCAGGAGUUGGUGGAGGCACAAAAGGUAGCAUUAGGGGAGGCCCAAAUAGUGGUGCAAGUGGAAGCGUAGUUGGUGCUAUGCCUGGAGUUGUUGGUGGAAGCACAAACGGUAGCAUCAGAGGAGGCUCAGGCGGUGGUGCAAGCAAAGGCGUAGUUGGUGCUGUGCCUGAAGUUGUUUGUGGAGGCACAAAUAGUGGCAUCAUAAGAGGUACAGGUGGUGGUGCUAGCAUUGGAGGAGGUGCCAAUGGUGGUGCAGGUGGAUGGACUAGCAUUGGAGGAGGAACAAGUGGUGGUGUUGGUGGAGGGGUUGCUGGUGGUGGUAUAUUCUAA
Molecule: messenger RNA, 1215 nt
Organism: Quercus lobata
Lineage: Eukaryota; Viridiplantae; Streptophyta; Magnoliopsida; Fagales; Fagaceae
Product: glycine-rich cell wall structural protein
Exons: 2
Coding region: 1-1215 (404 amino acids)
Source: RefSeq, a predicted model, not a curated record